AUGGCCGGAAAAACGCACAAGUACCUAGAAAGUGCCAAACUACUCCCGAUAGAGCAGAAAGGGUGCCGCAAAGGAGCUAAAGGGUGCCUUGACCAACUCUUAAUAUCCAAAACCAUCAUUGAGGACUGCAGGAAGAACAAGAAGAACCUAUCGAUCGCAUGGCUGGACUACCAAAAAGCCUUCGACAGCAUGCCCCACAGCUGGAUCAUCCGUGCACUGGAACUCAUGGGAGUGCACCCGAAUAUAGUAAACGCCUGUAAGAACAUGAUGGAGCACUGGUCAACAUGCAUCCAACUAAGAGGAAAAACAGAUACAAUGGACCACUAG
Molecule: messenger RNA, 327 nt
Organism: Bemisia tabaci
Lineage: Eukaryota; Metazoa; Arthropoda; Insecta; Hemiptera; Aleyrodidae
Source: RefSeq, a predicted model, not a curated record